Messenger RNA from Dichomitus squalens LYAD-421 SS1, 490 nucleotides. RefSeq lists its product as uncharacterized. Bases 20 to 211 code for a protein of 63 amino acids. NCBI's taxonomy places the organism in Eukaryota, Fungi, Basidiomycota, Agaricomycetes, Polyporales, Polyporaceae. The record is from RefSeq and is a predicted model, not a curated record. The transcript is spliced from 2 exons.
CCCACUUCGCGCGCAGCUGAUGCUCCUCGUCUCUCCACUUCGUCCACACUUCUCCCGCUCGCGAUACCGCGGCCUCCAACCCGCGCGGCCAGCUGAUGACACCAACACGCCCGUCUCCAGCCCUCGCCCGCCUAUGCUGACCGACAAUCCCGCGCUAGUGCGUCGAGUACUCCUCACGGUCGAUGCGACUCUCCCACCACGGUCUCAGUGACUGCAUAGCUUGGCAAUCGUGCCCUCGCGACGCCACCGACUCCAUUCGUUACACCGUGGUGGCUCCGGAACCCUCGGCGGUGGUUGUCGCACGGAGGUCAGAUAUGGGAUGUGGGUGCACUGCGCGCGGGGGUGGCCGAGACUUGCUCGUGCUGAAAUUGAAGUCAUCGUACGCGUCACAUCGCGUACCGCGAUUGAUAAUAUGAACAAGCAUACAUCUGGACCAACCUUAUAAACAUGCCGACGGCUUGUCCAACAAAACACCACUUCUCUGAACGGC